This is a messenger RNA of Pollicipes pollicipes, 690 nucleotides long. Its product is annotated as NEDD8-conjugating enzyme Ubc12-like. NCBI's taxonomy places the organism in Eukaryota, Metazoa, Arthropoda, Thecostraca, Pollicipedomorpha, Pollicipedidae. The record is from RefSeq and is a predicted model, not a curated record.
AACGGCCCGAGCUGGCAAACAUCCUUAAAAUUAAAGCCGAGCUUUUCGUUCCUUGGUGUUAUUGCAAGCUGCCUUUAUAAUUCGGCUAUCAACAUGAUUAAGUUGUUUUCUCUAAAGCAACAGAAGAGAGACGAAACAGGACAGUCCCCCUCAAGCUCGAAAAGGCUGUCGGCUGCUCAGCUCAGAGUAACAAAAGAUAUCAAUGAGCUAAACCUUCCGAAGACGUGCCAGACGGAGUUUCCUGACCCCGACGACCUGCUCAACUUCAAGCUGAUCAUAUGCCCUGACGAGGGCUAUUAUAGGGGAGGCCGCUUCGUGUUCAGCUUCAAGGUGGGCCCCAGCUACCCCCACGAGCCUCCGAAAGUGAAAUGUGAUACAAUGGUUUACCAUCCUAACAUUGACCUGGAGGGCAACGUCUGCCUCAACAUUCUGCGAGAGGACUGGAAGCCGGUGCUCACCGUGAACUCCAUAGUGUACGGACUACAGUACCUGUUUCUGGAGCCAAACCCAGAGGACCCUCUUAACAAAGAGGCAGCCGAGGUACUGCAACACAACCGGCGGCAGUUUGAGCAGAACGUCAACAAGUCAUUACGCGGCGGCUACGUCGGCACGGUGUACUUCGAAACGCUGCGCCAAAUAGACCGCCGGUGGCGCCGCCGCUCAGCGGCCGCACGUGAUACAGACUGCUGA